AGGAAGGCGACCACCACUCCACGCCGGUCGUGCCAGGUCGGCAGUCAGAGUCAGCCGCGCCUGCGCGCGUCCCUUUCCCACCAACCCCUCUCCCUCCCCGCACUCGACAGCCACGGCCGCGACGGCGUCCGCGUGCACCGGACACCACGGCCAGACCCGAGGCCACACAGCCCUCUGACCAAACGCACGGAUCCGGCCAGCCACCCACCCCGCCCCCCUAGCGGCCGCCACCCACCCGUGCGCGCGGCGCACCAAGGCCUGGCCCGGCAGUGGCAGCCAGGCUCUCACACGCCUCGCCUAGUCGCCUUGCCGCCGCGCGUUAUAUAAGAGCCGCCCCGGCAGGCACGGUCGGUCAAUCCAGCAAUACCCGACGCGCAAGCCAGUGCCGCACCCAGACCAGAUCUCCGCGACAUAUCAGUCGUUCGUCCAGCUAACUGCACUGCACUGCACUGCACGCAAUGGCCACCACGGCGACCGAGGCGGCCAAGGCUGCACCGGCGCAGGAGCAGCAGGCCAACGGCAACGGCAACGGCGAGCAGAAGACGCGCCACUCCGAGGUCGGCCACAAGAGCCUGCUCAAGAGCGACGACCUGUACCAGUACAUCCUGGACACGAGCGUGUACCCGCGGGAGCCGGAGAGCAUGAAGGAGCUGCGCGAGAUCACCGCCAAGCACCCAUGGUAUGUCCCGCUAGCUUUUCGCCCUGUCGUACGUGGUGGAUUCGAGUGUGUGGGCCUGCUGGACGUGGACAGACCGAGAUCUGAGAACGAACGUGGCGUGGCGUGCAGGAACCUGAUGACCACCUCCGCCGACGAGGGCCAGUUCCUCAACAUGCUCAUCAAGCUCAUCGGCGCCAAGAAGACCAUGGAGAUCGGCGUCUACACCGGCUACUCGCUCCUCGCCACCGCGCUCGCACUCCCGGAGGACGGCACGAUCUUGGCCAUGGACAUCAACCGCGAGAACUACGAGCUAGGCCUUCCCUGCAUCAACAAGGCCGGCGUGGGCCACAAGAUCGACUUCCGCGAGGGCCCCGCGCUCCCCGUCCUGGACGACCUCGUGGCGGACAAGGAGCAGCACGGGUCGUUCGACUUCGCCUUCGUGGACGCCGACAAGGACAACUACCUCAGCUACCACGAGCGGCUCCUGAAGCUGGUGAGGCCCGGCGGCCUCAUCGGCUACGACAACACGCUGUGGAACGGCUCCGUCGUGCUCCCCGACGACGCGCCCAUGCGCAAGUACAUCCGCUUCUACCGCGACUUCGUCCUCGCCCUCAACAGCGCGCUCGCCGCCGACGACCGCGUCGAGAUCUGCCAGCUCCCCGUCGGCGACGGCGUCACGCUCUGCCGCCGCGUCAAGUGAAAAAAAGAAGAAGAAGAAAAAAAACAUAAUACCCUGCGUUCCUGCUGCCCCGGCUGUCUGGCCCCCACUACUGCCACCGACGGCGGCGCCGAACCCCCGUUCCAAUCAUCAUAUCGUAGACGACGCGCAGCAUUAAACUAUCAAUCACCGGAUCUGGCUCUUUCUUGGCCCUGUACUGUACUAUUAAUGUUCCGUUCUUGUUUUUUUAUUCGGAAUUGUCGCCGUUUCAGUAUACGUAAAUCUCGAGGUCGAUAAUACAGUAAUACUACCAAUUUAACUGUAUACUCCUACCGUCUGGAUGGUUUUGUUU
This is a messenger RNA of Zea mays, 1668 nucleotides long. RefSeq names its product Caffeoyl-CoA O-methyltransferase 2 (gene CCOAOMT2). Lineage: Eukaryota; Viridiplantae; Streptophyta; Magnoliopsida; Poales; Poaceae. The transcript is spliced from 3 exons. The record is from RefSeq and is a predicted model, not a curated record. Gene Ontology annotation, molecular function: S-adenosylmethionine-dependent methyltransferase activity; O-methyltransferase activity. Bases 459 to 1358 code for a protein of 299 amino acids.